UGCUGCGAAAACCAUGGAUCUGACACAUAUCGCUCUGUUGACGUGUGCAUGCCUUUCAGUGAAGGGCGACAUAACCAAAGACUUGCAAUACCUAGCAGCCAUCUUCCCUGGUUUCUAUGACAACACUGUUCAGUACGAGAAUGAUAUAAAGAAUGACAUACCCGAAAAAGACAGACAUGUGCAUCUCUCAAUAUCCGUGUCUAACGAGGAGAUGCCUAUUUUGGAGGGGAGAGUCAACUUCUACCUUGAGGAGUUCGUCAACGGGGACAGGAAGGAUCUUGUGCGACAGAGAAUUUACAGUUAUGGUGUUGACGAGGAAGAAAGGAUCCAUCUGAAAUUUUACACACUGAAGGACCAAAAACAGUUCGCCCACGCGUCGCCCAACUCUCCGUUAUUCAAGAACCUGACAUUGAAAGAUGUGGUGUAUGUUGAAGGCUGUGACGUGUACUGGGACCGUGUGACAGAAGACUUGUUUAGGUCACACAUGUUCAACACGUGUUUGGUGGAGAUUGAUGGAGCUGAGAUUCUCAUCACGGACACAAACGACGUGACGUCAUCCUAUUUGACGGUGAAGGAAACGUGGAUCUCUGUUGCCAAUGGGUCAAUAGUAAGGUCCAUCCCUGUGCCGUACAACCUGACAAAACAGAUCGUAGGCACAGAGACAAAGUUACCGCUAAAGACAAUGCCUCGUCAGGGCCAAGACGUCUACCUUCGCUACAAGAACCAGACAAAGACCCAGCUGAGGACCUUCGAUGACCUUCUCCAAGCCCUUGUGUCCGGUCAGGCAGUCCGGUACUACAUCACCCCCACGGCGUGCAGGGUGACCGGUGCCACAGGGGCCAAAACUACCCAGAUAGGAGGCUACAUUGACACAUUCGAGUACUUCAGCAGUCCGACGUUCGGUCCCAAUUCGUACAUAGGAUUUGGCUCUCUGAGCUAUCAAAGAGAUGAUUCUGGAUCUCUGGCGGUCCGGCUCCGAGAAGGAUCCAUCUACAAAACAGGAGAUGUCCAUCUGACUGUCACUACUCUUUCACCAGAUUACCAGGCGGUGAUACACAAACAGUAUUACGACUGUACCAUCGGCCCCGACUCUUCCAGUGUCUCUGCGUCAUUCUUUGCUGACGGGGCUUCUUUAACCCGACUCGCAACCUUCGGAGAGUUCGUGACAGCCCUACAGAGUGGGUCAAGGAUCAGGGCAACAAUAGAUUAUGGCCUCUGUUCACUGAAGAAAGACACCAUCGGUGGAGCUGACAUCGAGGAUUUCGAGGUUUCAUCGGAUGGUAACCAUGUGCUGUGGUCCCAGCUGAAGACCAUCAGUAACAGCCAGGGCGGAGGUUACGUCAACGACAUCCUCACCAGUCGCUUCUUCUCCAACGGCAGCGUAGUUUUCACCGCAUCAGAAGUCGUGGUCGACACGGAUAAACCAUUGUUUGUGAAUGUGAUAACCUGUGCUAUGAACGGACCCCGCCUUGAUGGUGGAGUGGAGCUCUACCAGGUGGACUGACCCAGAACUACUAUCUUUACGUACCGAUGUAACAUUCAUGAGUCAGGCAUUGAGAAUCUCACCCGUGCGUCUUUAUCAUAUCAAAUAUAUCGGCAAGCCUUGGAAUUUCGCCAAGCGUUGCUACAUAUGUAUACAUUACUUCCGACAAAAAUACGGAAUCUGAUGAAAUGAUAGUGAAAGUGGAAUGAUGAUAAAUGUCUCUUUAUUGUUUUCGGGCGUGUAAAUCACAAUCUAAUGAAUCCAUGACGUUGGGCGAUACAUGCACGACACCUGCGUGGCAUAUUGGUGCCAUGUUGGCGGAUGCUGGGUCUUUAGUGUACUCCGCCCGUGAGCAUCCCACAUAUGCUCUAUUGGAGAUAUGUCAGGGGACUUAGCGGAGGGCUCGUCCAAUGUCUGAUUGCCUUCUUGUAGCCAAUCGGUGACUGGAUCGGCAUGAUCUGGUCUGUUUUUGUCAUCUUGCAGUUAAAGGUUUCUGCCGAUGAUUCUGGAACAACGGCAGGACGCAAAAGUUCAUCAACACAUCGCUGGCCUGUCAAAUGUCCAUUUAUAAUUACCAAAUCAUCGCCUGUAAUGUGUGGUAGCGACCUACACUCUGAAACUACCGUCCCUACGCUGAUAAAUGUUCAAGAAUUGUUCUUCUGGCAUACCGCUCGCCGCUACGUCGCCAACAACGUUUUCUGCCAUAUGUGAAUCAAGGGCAAAAUCCUGAUUCGUCUGUAAACAUGGCGGACCCUUGUGUUGCCUAGCCUACCUCAAUGUUUGCCCGCUAUAGUAAGCUGUUAGGGUCACACGCUUCACACGACGCCUUGCUGCAUAGGGCAAUUUUUUAACGGUAGAUGUUGAAAUACGCCCGCCUGUUUUGUAUGGAAAUCCAUGGCGUGGUGCAUUUAAUGUAAUGGGACGAUCUUGUCUAGGUGUCGUUUUUUAGACCUACCACACCCAGGUCUCAUUGCAACGCCAUCUGUUAGAUCCACAUUGGCUUCUGUGUGCACGUGCACCACAUACUGUUUAUGCAUGAUGAGAAAUACCAUUGCGAUUGUAGAUGUUGCAUUCAGAUGCAACGCCAAGGUAAAUGUACACCUCAACGACAGCUACAUUCAAAUCAUUAGUUCCCUUAUCUUUGUCGGUAGUAUAUAUUUGAUGCACAACAACACGAGUGUGAGAUUCUAUUUAUCAUAUAUAAAAAAUCUUUCUUCCAAA
Haliotis rufescens (red abalone) is the source of this 2704-nucleotide messenger RNA. RefSeq lists its product as uncharacterized. The transcript has 6 exons. Bases 14 to 1504 code for a protein of 496 amino acids. Gene Ontology annotation, molecular function: lyase activity. Gene Ontology annotation, biological process: protein-phycocyanobilin linkage. The record is from RefSeq and is a predicted model, not a curated record. NCBI's taxonomy places the organism in Eukaryota, Metazoa, Mollusca, Gastropoda, Lepetellida, Haliotidae.